UGAAGCGUGCUGACGUCAGCAGAGGGUUAGCGCUCGUCGGGCAGGCGGCUUCGGUUCUCGGUGAGGUUUCUCGGUGUAUUAUUCUUAUCGGUGCAGAUGGAGGUGACGGUCUCGAUGGAGCCGCUGUUUCUGGCCUGGAGCAGCUGCAGGAGGCGGAGGUUCCAGAGAUGCGCCGAUGUUUGCUCACAGCUGCUGUCAGAAAGCCCGUAUGACCAGGCGGCGUGGAGCUUGAAGACCAGAGCUCUGACGGAGAUGGUGUACGUCGAUGAGCUGGAGGUGGAUCAGGAAGGCAUCGCUGAUAUGAUGUUGGACGAGAGCUCCAUCGCGCAGGUUGCACGUCCAGGAACGUCACUGAGGCUUCCAGGAACGAGUCGGGGAGCAGCGCCCACUCCAGCGGUCAGACCGAUGACUCAGUCGGGGCGUCCCGUCACAGGGUUUGUGAGGCCCAGCACACUGUCUGGUAGACCAGAAACUAUGGAGCAGGCCAUCAGAACCCCGCGAACAGCUCGUCCUGUCACCAUAUGCAAGCGCUCAUGUACAGACGUGCUUUACUGCUGUUAAUGCAUUAGUGACAUUAGUCACACUGUUCCUGUUAGUAGUGUGAAAACCAGCUGUUCUCUAUAUUGUGAUUAUUUCAUGUACAUCCAAUGAACCAAUUGUGUUUGUAGAUUGGGCUUGCACCGUGAAGCUGAGAAGCAGUUCAGAUCAGCGCUCGCACACCAAGAGUUUGUUGAUACUUACCUCUACCUCGCAAAGGUGUAUCAGCGGCUUGAUCAGCCCAUCACUGCUCUGAAUGUGUUCAAGCAAGGCUUGGAUCACUUCCCCGCCGAGGUCACGCUGCUCACGGGAAUCGCACGCAUCCAUGAGGAAAUGAAUAACAUGAUCUCAGCCACAGAAUACUAUAAAGAAGUGUUAAAGCAGGACAACACGCAUGUGGAGGCCAUUGCCUGUAUUGGCAGCAAUCAUUUUUACACAGACCAGCCAGAGAUCGCCCUGCGCUUCUACAGGCGCUUGCUGCAGAUGGGGGUCUUCAACUGCCAGCUGUAUAACAAUCUGGGCCUGUGCUGUUUCUACGCCCAGCAGUAUGAUAUGACCCUGUCGUCCUUUGAGAGAGCUUUAGCCCUGGUGUCCAGUGAUGAGGAACAGGCUGAUAUCUGGUAUAAUCUGGGGCAUGUUGCAGUGGGCAUUGGUGACUUGACUCUGGCGUACCAGUGCUUUAAACUGGCCUUGGCUUUUAACAAUAACCAUGGUGAAGCUUACAAUAACUUGGCCGUGUUGGAGCUACGGAAAGGCCGCAUCGAGCAGGCGAAAGCUUUUCUGCAGACUGCUGCUUCACUGUCUCCUCACAUGUAUGAGCCACAUUUUAACUUUGCCACGCUCUCGGAUAAGGUUGGCGAUCUUCAGAGUAGUUACAUGGCUGCUCAGAAAUCAGAGGACGCUUUUCCUGAGCAUGUGGACACUCAGCAGAUCCUGAAAAACCUCAGACAGCAUUUUGCCACUCUAUAAGACCACUUAACUGUAAUCACAUCACUGAUCAGGGAUAGAAAUGACCUGUAAGCAUUGUAGCUAUAUAUAGAUAUAGACAUAUUCUGCCUGACAUUGCCUGAAUACAUGUAUAUCAUGAAAAAAAUAAAAAUGAUCAUAAAAAUAGCAGUUUUUGAGUACAGCCCUGAUGAGGCAAUAUCACGUAACAGCUCCAGUCUGCUCCCACACACCUGCUCAGAAGCUUCCAGCAGCCACUCCUGAAGACCUUGAUUAACUAGUUCAGGUGUAUUUACCUACGGUUGGAGCUAAACUCUGCAGGAAGUUCUGAUCCUGAUCCAACACACCCAUCU
Molecule: messenger RNA, 1835 nt
Organism: Sinocyclocheilus grahami
Lineage: Eukaryota; Metazoa; Chordata; Actinopteri; Cypriniformes; Cyprinidae
Gene: ttc8
Product: tetratricopeptide repeat domain 8
Exons: 11
Biological process (GO): non-motile cilium assembly
Cellular component (GO): non-motile cilium; BBSome; ciliary basal body
Molecular function (GO): protein binding
Source: RefSeq, a predicted model, not a curated record